AAGUGGGAGGAGAUUCAAAGGAAGAGCCAGCCAGGACAUGCUGGAGGGACUCUGGCAUGUGAAUGCCUUAUGAUUCCCCCGAAGCAGCUGGCUCAAGCUGGACCUUUCUGCUUCGGCUGCUGAUGCCAGAUAUGCGGAGGAAAAUGAAAGGGUGGAUGUAGUAUUCUUCUCAUCCAAGGAGUUUAUUAUCCUAAAGAUUUCAUUUGGGUCUUUGACGUUCUGAUUGUUGAAAACAAAGACUUUUUUCCUGGUUAACAUUAGUUAGGUGAAGAAUGAAGAAGGUUGGUGGUCUUAAUUCUCUACUAUUUGCAUUGAACCUUUACAGGACAAGCUGGGUCAAAGCAUCUUCAGCAGUAAAGCACGGAAGUGGAAGUGUGGUGACAAGAAUCACCACACUGACUUUUAUGAUUUCUAUGGAAAAAGUGAAGCUAGAAUGUUUGAUCACCUGUUGGUGAGGCUUUGGGCUGCAUCACUUUGAUGCGAAUGUCUGUGUUUAGACCUUUUCACUGGUUGCAGAGGCUUUUGGUUACAGAGCACAAACACAGCGUUGAUUGCACAAGAUUAAGCCACGUGUUUGCUGGCAUCUUCUCCAGCUCACUGAAGAGAUCCAGAUGUGAAGUCACCCCUCUGCCUUCAGGACAAUCACAGCAGGCACACCAUUUUAUCUGGAGCUCCACAAGAAACAGGGAAAACAUAUUCCAAUAAUUUCUCUCAUUCGUGAUUAUCUGACGUUUUUGUUGUAAGAUGACAAAACGAGGCAGCAAAUGUUGAGGUUAACACGUCAGUUCAGACCUUUCUGUGAUUGAUCUGUUACCCACACUUGGGGAAUUUAAAUCCUACUGGUCUGAACUCUGCCACCUGCUGUUCACCCGUCUCCCAAACGGCUGCAGAACAUCUGUAAAACAUUUGUUCUCUCUGAGAUAAGACUUCCUCGGUGCUUGAAACAAAACCGAGUCUUUCUGCUGCCCAGAGAAGAGUGGAGCUUGUUUCUGGGGCAGGAGCAAAACCUUGUUUACUCUGAUGAAUGAUGGCUGCUGGAGGGCUUUGGAAGACCUUUUACCUUCUCCUGCUGGUGCACUGCUCACUCCUACAGAGCUCCACUAAGAAAAAGAAUGAAAAGAAAGACUCUGUAACCGCGGCUGCUGUGGAAAAACUGCAGAAGCAGAUUGAUGACAUCGUUCAGGAGCUGAACCUGCUGAAGGAGCAGCAGGCCUUGCAGACAAUUUGUCUGAAAGGCACGAAGAUCCUAGGAAAGUGUCUCCUGGCUGAUCCAAAGAAGACGACCUUCCAUGCAGCCAGCGACGACUGCUUCUCCAAAGGAGGCAGCCUGAGCACUCCUCUGACGUGGGACGAAAACAACCAGCUCUACAGCUACGUGCGCCAGAGUCUCAGCCCAGAGGAGCACAUCUGGCUGGGCAUCAAUGACAUGGUGACAGAGGGCCAGUGGGUGGACCAUUCGGGCUCCAGCGUGCGCUUCAAGAACUGGGAGACGGAGAUCACCCAGCAGCCUGACGGGGGCCACAGCCAGAAUUGUGCAGUCCUGUCCACCACGGCCAAUGGGAAGUGGUUUGAUGAGAGCUGCAGGGUUGAGAGGGCCUCUGUGUGCGAGUUCAACAUUGUCUGAUGGCUUCAGGUCAACCUUUGACCCCCCACCAGAAUGAACAUUAACAUGAUGCAUACUUCUUCUAUGGAUUUUUGAAACUGAGUGCUGGGAAUGGGCUUCCAUCCUUCUUCUGCUUUUCUUUUUUCACCAUCUGCUGCCAAAGUGAAACUAACCCACCUUUUUUUUAUAAAUCAUAAAAAAAAUCUGCAUUUAAAAUAUUCCAAAUCAUGAUCACAGGUGACAGGACGUCUGUGUUCAAUGUCUACGAUUAAUGAGUUCAUCAAGCUGUGCUUUUGUGUUUUUUAUAGUAAGAUGUUAAUAAACAUUCUUACGUAACGG
Molecule: messenger RNA, 1942 nt
Organism: Nothobranchius furzeri (turquoise killifish)
Lineage: Eukaryota; Metazoa; Chordata; Actinopteri; Cyprinodontiformes; Nothobranchiidae
Gene: clec3ba
Product: C-type lectin domain family 3, member Ba
Molecular function (GO): signaling receptor activity
Source: RefSeq, a predicted model, not a curated record